CGACAGGUGAAGUACUUACUGUCUACUGAUCAGCCAUCUGUUGUCGACGUGAUACUCCUCACAAGUCCGAAUGUGGAAAAGCUUCCAAACAUCCAUCGUCAAAUCUUCAGCUCUUUUAUUGCAAGGAUAACAUUGCAACAUGUCCGGACGGGGAAAAGGCGGGAAAAUUCGCUCGAAACCCAGGAGUAGGUCUGCGAGGGCCGGUCUACAGUUCCCGGUGGGGCGAGUCCAUCGCUUCCUGCGGAACGGCAACUACGCCGAACGGAUUGGAGCGGGCGCCCCGGUGUACCUGGCGGCCGUGCUGGAGUACCUCACCGCCGAGGUUUUAGAGCUGGCCGGUAACGCUGCCCGCGACAACAAGAAGAAUAGGAUCAUCCCCCGGCACCUACAACUGGCCAUCCGCAAUGACGAGGAGCUGGCCAAACUGCUGUCUGGAGUGACCAUUGCCCAGGGCGGAGUGUUACCAAACAUCUUGCCUCAACUGCUGCCCAAGAAGACGUCGAUCAGGCAGGGAAAAAAAUUGAGCUCGGCAAGUCAGGAUUACUGAAACCGUGGGGCACGCGAGUUGAACCACCGCCACCAAGGAAUUUAACCACAUGUACUAAGGUGAACGUUAGAACCCGAAAUGGACCGUUUUGGGCGAUGAAUUUAGCUAAU
Molecule: messenger RNA, 657 nt
Organism: Branchiostoma floridae (Florida lancelet)
Lineage: Eukaryota; Metazoa; Chordata; Leptocardii; Amphioxiformes; Branchiostomatidae
Product: late histone H2A.2.2-like
Exons: 3
Coding region: 140-547 (135 amino acids)
Cellular component (GO): nucleosome
Molecular function (GO): structural constituent of chromatin; protein heterodimerization activity; DNA binding
Source: RefSeq, a predicted model, not a curated record